AUGUCGCAUUCCCUAAUCCUACCCUCAGGCUUCUAUACUGCAGAGAAGCUCGUGAAGCGGUUUGAUACGGCGCGAGUGGACAUAGUGGAAAGGCUCCCGUCUCCCUUCGGCUUGGUGCUCACGGGAGUUGCUCCAGACCACCCUGAAACCAAGAAUGUGAUCAACCAGUUAACCCGUGUGGCCCAAAAUCCCCGUUGCCAUUACUUCGGCAAUGUUCUGGUUGGCCCUGUGGCUUCCACAUCAGCACCACCAGCCUCCACGCCAGCAUCAGACCCGUCAUUAUCUUCAGCCUCACCAUCACCUGCAGCAGCUGUGACAUUGGAUGAGCUGCGUCAGAUGUACCAUGCUGUCGUCCUGGCAUAUGGAGCAGAGGGCGACCGCGACCUCAAUGUGCCUGGGGAGCACCUGAGAGGAGUCUUCUCCGCCAGGGAGUUUGUGUGGUGGUACAACGGCCAUCCCGACUACGCCAAUCUUCCAGUGGACCUCACCUCUACUGACACCGCCGUUGUCGUUGGCCAGGGCAACGUGGCUCUGGACGUGGCAAGAGUGCUGCUUCGACGGCCGUCCGAGCUUCAACCCACCGACAUUGCAGAGCAUGCACUGGAGGCACUGGCAAGGAGCCGAGUCAGAGCAUGCACUGGAGGCACUGGCAAGGAGCCGAGUCAGGUGAGCACCUAUUGA
Messenger RNA from Closterium sp. Yama58-4, 681 nucleotides. The record is from the annotation of a GenBank genome assembly. NCBI's taxonomy places the organism in Eukaryota, Viridiplantae, Streptophyta, Zygnematophyceae, Desmidiales, Closteriaceae.